This is a messenger RNA of Gastrolobium bilobum, 1092 nucleotides long. RefSeq lists its product as uncharacterized. NCBI's taxonomy places the organism in Eukaryota, Viridiplantae, Streptophyta, Magnoliopsida, Fabales, Fabaceae. The record is from RefSeq and is a predicted model, not a curated record. The transcript has a single exon. The coding region runs from base 1 to 1092 and encodes 363 amino acids.
AUGCGGGUAGAAGAGUACAAAGGGAGCCGAGUCGAUUACGCCCACAACCAAGAGAAGAAGGCCAGUAAAAGUAAGAACCACGUUGAAGAAAGCAGGAAGGGUUACAAACCCUCCAAAUAUGUCAGUCGCCCAUUGGGGCGUGACACGUCUGGGCGUCAAUCACACAGUGUCCUGCAAACGGAGUACAAAGAAGAACACAAGAGUAACUCACGGCACCAACAGCCAGCCAGAGAAGUCACCGUAUACUGCAAAUUUCACCGCAAUAAUGAACAUAGUACUGAAGAAUGCAGACACCUCAAAGAUGAGAUUGAUGAGCUUAUCAAGGGCGGGGCUCAUAGGCGGGCGAGUGACGGUGCCCGUGCUGUCGGUUCUGGCAGGCGAUACCGCGAGCGUAGCAACUCACCAGAAAGAAUAAGAACUAACCAAUCUGGUUAUCGGCCUCGCCAUGAACUUGCCCGCAGAGAUGACUCUCCAAGAGACCGCAGAGCACAAGCUAGCCCAAGCAAUAGACGAAGACGGGAGGAAGAUGAAGAAGACUCAACUAUCAUCAAGCACGGAGUCAUAAACAUAAUCUCUGGCGGAUUGAGUGGAGGUGGUGAAACAGCUAACGCCAGGAAGAAACACUUGAAACAAUGUUUGGCGAUAGCUGGCAAAGUCAUCAGCAAAGCGAAAGUUGAUUCGGGUCCAACCAAGCCUAAAAUCGUGUGGGAAUACAACGAUUUGGGCGACGUUCUUCUCGGACAUGAUGACCCCCUCGUUAUCCAAGCAAUAAUAGCCAAUUUUGGCGUCAAUCGCGUGUUUGUUGAUCACGGCAGUUCUGCUGACAUUUUGCUUAUACCAUGUUUCAGGGCGUUGGGGUUUACAGCCAAUGACUUCACCCCAGUCGCAGGUGAACCCUCAGGUUUCAACGCAACAGUUACCAAGCCGCUUGGAAUGAUAAACCUGCAUUUAUCCAUGGGAACGCCACCCACUUCAAGGUCGGCCGACAUCCAAUUCCUGGUGCUUGACACCCUAUCAACAUACAAUGCAAUCCUUGGCAGAAGGAUGUUCGCCGCCUUUGAGGCGAGUGUGUCCCACCACACUUGGCGAUGA